AUGAUGCGGGCAUACCAGCCCCUGGUCCUCAACAAUAACGACAUCUCGGAACAAUGCCCCUUCAGAGACAUUACGCCCGAUGAGCAUGCCAAGAGCUGGAAAGAAAGCACCGAUCAGUGGAGCCUUUUGACCACUGCACUUACUACAGCUUCAGCCAACACAUGGCGGGAAAUUGCUUCUUCUUGCGCCCCGUCAGGCGGCCCUGGCAUUGGAAGUCCAAGGGCAAGAUAUGGUGUUACGGAUUAG
This is a messenger RNA of Penicillium lagena, 246 nucleotides long. RefSeq lists its product as uncharacterized. The record is from RefSeq and is a predicted model, not a curated record. The transcript has a single exon. The coding region runs from base 1 to 246 and encodes 81 amino acids. Lineage: Eukaryota; Fungi; Ascomycota; Eurotiomycetes; Eurotiales; Aspergillaceae.